UUGACGGUGACCAGAAGGAGUUCGAUAGACAAAGAGAAUACCUCGAGAAGUGUAUUAAUACUCUGAAAGAGAAGCACGAGAAGGCAACUCGGGUUCACAGAGCUACGAAUACUAGAGUUAUGCAGGACAACGUGACGUUGAUCAAAGAAAUCAACAUUCUACGGAGAGAAGUAUCAUUCCUGAAGAACGAGCGAGCUGCAGAAAAGCGACUGAGUUUGCCCGAAAGCUCAGAGAUUCCUGUGUCGACGAUUGAGCAAGAAUCUACUGGAAAAUGCCUGGAUGCCGUGCAGCGCGAGGUUCGCCAUAUAUUGUAUGCCAUUGAUUCAAUCUGCAUAUAG
Messenger RNA from Perkinsus marinus ATCC 50983, 338 nucleotides. RefSeq lists its product as hypothetical. The record is from RefSeq and is a predicted model, not a curated record. The annotation marks the transcript as partial. NCBI's taxonomy places the organism in Eukaryota, Perkinsozoa, Perkinsida, Perkinsidae. The transcript is spliced from 2 exons.